Messenger RNA from Scomber japonicus (chub mackerel), 1259 nucleotides. RefSeq names its product nudix (nucleoside diphosphate linked moiety X)-type motif 22 (gene nudt22). The record is from RefSeq and is a predicted model, not a curated record. The transcript has 7 exons. Gene Ontology annotation, molecular function: GDP-mannose hydrolase activity. Lineage: Eukaryota; Metazoa; Chordata; Actinopteri; Scombriformes; Scombridae. The coding region runs from base 46 to 1227 and encodes 393 amino acids.
GUCCUGUUCACUUCCACGUAUGAAGGAGACCACCAGGAGUAACAGAUGAUGGACCCUGAAGUGUCCGUGCUGCUGGACGCUGCAGCCUGGAGGGGGCUGCUGCAGUCCCAAGUGCAGGUGGAGCUCUCUGAAAGAUAUAACAGGCAGACAGAUGUGGCUCUUGAACGUCACAUAGAGGAGAUGUGGACAGAGCGGGUGUCAAAGGAGUCAUGGCUUUUCAACGGGGCCAAAUUCAGGCUGCACUCUUUCCAAUUGGCCUCUCCUAUGAAUCCCUCCUCAUCCUCAGUUUCUCCUCAAAACUCACGCUGCACUCUUUCGUCCCACGCUCCUGUCUUGGACGGUGCAGAGGACCAGGAGGGAAAAUUAGACAACAGACAAAGAGAAACUCCUCCGAACAAGUCUGUGAAUCAGACAGAAAAUGUUGAUAGUGUCACCCAACAAACCGCCAGCGCACUAAGACAAGUGUCCUCCACGUGUGACUGCAGAGCAUCUAAAGAUAAAAACACAGACGACCAGGAGGCCACGGCGCUCCUCACUCUGAGACUCGGUCUUACCUGCUACAAAGACUACCUGGGAACCAACUGGUCCUGCCGAGUGGCAGAGCUCCGUCGACGCGGCGAGGAGUUGGGCGAUCCUCUGGCGCUGCUCGCUCAGCCUCUGGGUGUGGGCGGCGUCCUGUGUACAGGUGACGGACAGGUGGUGUUGAUCAGGAGGAGUCAGAAGGUGGCAGAGGCAGGCGGGCAGCUAGACAUCCCUGGAGGUCACCCAGAGCCAAAGUUGGUGUGUGAGCGUCUGGGUCAGGCGGUGAGCGAGGAGCAGGUCAGUGUGGAGGCGCUGCAGCAGAGGCCGGACGCUGUAGUCGCUGAGCUCUUCUCGUCUGUGUGCGCCGAGAUUAGAGAUGAGGUGAAUGUUCCUCUGAGUUUCCUCGGAGAGCCAGUCCUGAUGGGCGUCGCUCUGAAUCACACCAGCGCUGGCAGACCGAGUGCUGAGUUCUACGUCAGCUGCUCACUGACAUCUGAUGAAGUUAAAAAGUUGUACUGGGAAGGAGGAGCUGAGGCCCAAGAGUCAACAGAUAUAGUCUUCAUCAGCAGGACGGAGUUGCUGCAGCUGGACAGUAGCAGCGCUCUGUGGUCGGAGCUGUGUCCUUCAGCCAAAGGAGCCGUGCUGCUGUAUCAGUCGGUGAAGCCUGACGCAGAAAGAAACCAGAGCAAACGAUCCGACGCUUAGCAGAGCACAGUGGACAACGGAUUCAGAUGAUU